Messenger RNA from Cladophialophora bantiana CBS 173.52, 255 nucleotides. RefSeq lists its product as uncharacterized. The transcript has a single exon. The coding region runs from base 1 to 255 and encodes 84 amino acids. NCBI's taxonomy places the organism in Eukaryota, Fungi, Ascomycota, Eurotiomycetes, Chaetothyriales, Herpotrichiellaceae. The record is from RefSeq and is a predicted model, not a curated record.
AUGAACGAGCUGACGCACUACUGGCCCGCGACCAGUGCGACGCUCAAGUUGUUCCGGCACGUCUUGGAAACGACAAAGCCCAUGAUGGACUCGCAUUUCAACGAUCAAGUUUCGCGCGUGUCUUCCGGCGCUGCUACCGCGAAUGCUUCGGGUCAAGGCCUCGGACCGGAUAAUUGGGAUUCCAUGUUUUCCAACCUCUAUACUAUCGCUCCAGAGCCGGAAUGGUCCAACAUCGAAUCCUGGUUUGGGGUCUAA